GCAGUCAACAGAGCAAUGACCAUAGUACCAUACCUAUAAACUGCUUAAUUCAUGUGGUAAUGUGGUUAGAGCUAUACAGACAUACAGUUCACUGAAUCGUGACUCGUGAAUGCCGUGUGGCAGUGGUACGAUCUUCGAUAAUUAUAUUUAUGUUAUUUUCUGGUCAAAUAUUUGAUACUUCGUAUUCGUAGCAUUUUUAAAUUACUGUCCCUUCAUAUUAAAUAAACUACCAUGGAAGAGCCACCAGUAAAAACAGCCAAGCAAUUAGAAAAAGAAGCCAAGAAGUUAGCCAAAUUGGAAAAGUUUAAACAAAAACAAGAUCAAAAACAGAAUACACCAAAAGAAGAAAAAAAAGAAAAAAAAGAGCCAGUUAAAAAAGAAAAAGGAGUAGCAGUGUAUACUCAGAAUACUAAACCUGGUGAAAAAAAAGAUGUUUUGUGCCCAAUGCCUGAUUCAUAUAGCCCUGGAUAUGUAGAAGCUGCAUGGUAUAGCUGGUGGGAAAAAGAAGGAUUUUUCAAACCAGAAUAUGGGAAAAAAAAUGUAUUGGAAGAUAACCCUAAAGGAAAAUUUGUUAUGAUUAUUCCUCCUCCUAAUGUGACAGGAUCUUUACAUUUAGGACAUGCUCUCACUAAUGCAGUGGAGGAUGCAAUUACUCGAUGGAAUCGAAUGAAUGGAAAAACUACUUUAUGGAAUCCUGGCUGUGACCAUGCAGGAAUUGCAACUCAAGUAGUAGUCGAAAAAAAAUUAUGGCGUGAAGAAAAAAAAAAUAGACAUGAUAUUGGUCGUGAAAAGUUUAUUGAGAAAAUAUGGGACUGGAAAAAAGAGAAAGGUGAUCGUAUAUAUACACAACUAAAGUUAUUAGGAUCUUCAUUGGAUUGGGACCGUGCAUGUUUUACUAUGGACCCUAAACUUAGUCGUGCAGUCACAGAGGCUUUUAUACGUUUACAUGAAAGUGGUGAUAUAUAUAGAAGUAACCGUCUUGUAAAUUGGUCAUGCGCUUUAAAAAGUGCUAUUUCUGAUAUUGAGGUAGACAAAAUUGAACUGCCUGGUCGAACUUUUCUAUCUAUACCAGGUUAUGAAGAAAAAGUUGAAUUCGGUGUUCUUGUAUCAUUUGCUUAUAAAGUCAUAGGAGAAGACGAGAAAAUUAUUGUAGCUACUACUAGAGUUGAAACUAUUGUAGGAGAUACAGCUGUAGCUGUUCACCCAUCUGAUCCUAGAUACCGACACUUACAUGGUAAAUUUGUGCAACAUCCAUUUUGUGACAGGAAAUUGCCAAUAGUUUGUGACAAUUAUGUUGAAAAAGACUUUGGAACUGGUGCGGUAAAAAUAACUCCUGCUCAUGAUCCUAAUGACUAUGAAAUUGGUAAACGCCACAACCUACCGUUUAUAACAAUAUUUAAUGAUGAUGGUGUAAUUAUUGGUGAUUGUAUCGAAUUUAAUGGAAUGAAACGAUUUGAAGCACGUAAAGCUAUUUUACAAGCAUUAAAAAAAAAGAAUCUUUAUUGUGAAACUGUUGACAAUCCAAUGGUUGUACCCGUUUGUAGUCGAUCCAAGGAUGUUGUUGAACCACUCAUUAAACCACAAUGGUACAUUCGUUGUGACCAAAUGGCUAAACAAGCAUCAGAAGCCGUCAAAAAUGGUGAUCUCACAAUUAUACCAUCUCAACAUAAUAAAACUUGGUUUCAUUGGAUGGAUAAUAUUAGAGACUGGUGUAUAUCUAGACAACUUUGGUGGGGGCAUAGAAUUCCUGCUUAUUUUGUUACCAUUGAUAAUCAAUCUCCAAAUUUUAUUAAUGAGAAUGAUUGUUGGGUGAGUGCAUAUUCUUCAGAAGAAGCAUUACUAAAAGCAGUAAAAAAAUUCAAUGUUCCAAAAGAAAAUAUUACACUUCGACAAGAUGAAGAUGUUUUAGACACUUGGUUUUCGUCAGCUCUAUUUCCAUUUUCGAUAUUUGGAUGGCCUGAUAAAACGGAUGAUUUAAAGAUGUUUUUCCCCGGCACCCUAUUAGAAACUGGUUAUGAUAUCUUAUUCUUUUGGGUAGCUCGCAUGGUUUUCUUCUCUCAGCGUUUAAUGGGUUGUUUGCCAUUUAAGAAAAUCUUUUUGCAUUCCAUUGUACGUGAUGCUCAUGGCCGUAAAAUGAGCAAAUCAUUGGGUAAUGUUGUUGAUCCCAUAGAUGUUAUUAAAGGUAUUUCAUUAGAGGAUUUAAACAAACAACUUUCUGACAGUAACUUGGACCCAAAAGAAAUAGAAAAGGCUAAAGCAGGACAAAAACAAGACUAUCCUAAUGGAAUCCCAGAAUGUGGUACAGAUGCAUUACGUUUUGCUUUAUGUUCAUACAUGUCCCAAGGUCAUGAUAUAAAUUUGAGUAUUCUCCGGGUACAGGGUUAUCGUUUUUUCUGUAAUAAACUUUGGAACGCCAUAAAGUUUGCACUUAUGUAUUUUAAAAAAGAAUUUGUACCUUCCCCGAUAUCAGAGGUUAUAAACUUAAACAACAUGGAUAUAUGGAUUUUGAGUCGCUUGUCAUUAGCUGUAGAAUUGUGUAAUAUUUCGUUUGAAAACUAUGAACUAAAUGGUGCAACAACUGCGUGCUACAAUUUUUGGUUGUAUGAUUUAUGUGAUGUGUACCUGGAAUCACUAAAACCAGUAUUUGCAUCUAAUGAUAUAAAUAAGAUUAGUACUGUUCAAAAUGUAUUAUUUUGCUGUUUGGACACAGGAUUGAGAUUAUUAUCACCAUUUAUGCCAUUCAUUACUGAAGAACUUUAUCAGCGAUUGCCACACUCUAAUAUUACUAGAUAUCCUAGUAUAUCUGUUGCUGUAUAUCCCGAAACAAUAAAAUAUUCUUGGAGAGAUUUAAAAACCGAAAAUGAAGUUGAAGUGGUUCAAAAAAUUGUUCAUAGCAUUAGAUCGGCUUUAUCAGAUUAUAAUGUACCUAAAAGUUCAAAAACUGAAACAUAUAUUAAUUGUUCUGAUGAAAGUACAUUACAAACUGUAACUAAAUUUAAUUUAGAGAUUGCUACUUUUGCUAAUUGCAGUAAAGUAGAACUUGCAAAUGUGUCAUCUAUACCAAAUGGAUGUGCUAUCUUACCUAUAUCUGAUAAAUGCCAAGUACAUCUUUUAUUAAAGGGCUUGAUUGAUACAUCUAAGGAAAUAGAAAAGUUGAAAAAAAAGAGUGAUCUAUUAACUCAAACUGUAGAGAAACUAAAUAAAGCAAUGAAUGUAGCAGAUUACCAAAUUAAAGUUCCUGAAGAUGUAAGAAGUGCAAAUAAGGAAAAACUUAAGCAGUCUCAGGAUGAAUUGGAUAGACUCGCUGAAGCAAUUGGAGUACUAAACGUAAUGAAUUCAUAAUUGUGAAUGAAGAAUAAAAAAUAACUGCAAAAAAAGAAUAUUUCUACUUCAUUAUUUUAAUUUUGUGACCAUAAUAUUGAU
Molecule: messenger RNA, 3423 nt
Organism: Melanaphis sacchari
Lineage: Eukaryota; Metazoa; Arthropoda; Insecta; Hemiptera; Aphididae
Gene: ValRS
Product: valine--tRNA ligase
Exons: 18
Coding region: 232-3342 (1036 amino acids)
Biological process (GO): valyl-tRNA aminoacylation
Cellular component (GO): cytosol; cytoplasm
Molecular function (GO): aminoacyl-tRNA deacylase activity; valine-tRNA ligase activity; ATP binding
Source: RefSeq, a predicted model, not a curated record